This is a messenger RNA of Momordica charantia (bitter melon), 762 nucleotides long. RefSeq lists its product as uncharacterized. The record is from RefSeq and is a predicted model, not a curated record. NCBI's taxonomy places the organism in Eukaryota, Viridiplantae, Streptophyta, Magnoliopsida, Cucurbitales, Cucurbitaceae.
AUGACAGUUGAAAAUGAUAUGUUGUAUAAGGGGUUCAUGUGUAAUGAUAAAAAAACUAUGCAACAUAUCGUCAAACGUUUUGCUGUAAAGAGUCACCACCCUUACAAAGUUGUAGAGUUGACACCAUCUAUAUGGGCAGUUAGAUGUAAGAAGUGGCAAGAUGGAUGCAACUGGCGACUUCGUGUGAUUCUUAAGAAAAAUAUUAACCUAUGGGAGAUUACAAAGUACGUGGACCAACAUUCUUGUGUAUAUUCAGAAUUUAAUCAAAGUCAUUGUCAAUUGGAUUCAAAUAUGAUAAGUAGAGAAUUUUGUGAUGCAGUGAGAGCUAAUCCUUCUACAAGUAUUGCGACACUCCAAAAUCUGAUCAAGGAAAAAUUUGGAUAUCAUGUUCCUUAUUGGAAGGUCUGGGAAGGAAAAACAAAAGCUUUGGCUCGUAUUUUUGGUGACUGGGAUGAGUCAUAUAAACUUUUGACAAAGUGGAUGUACAUGCUGAAACACAUUAAUCCAGGAACAAUUGUUGAAUGGAAAAUUAAGAACUACGGACAACCGGGUCAUGACAUUCUUCAUUCUGUAUUUUGGUCAUUCGAUCCUUGCAUUGCAGUCUUUCAAAAGUUUCGGUCCGUGCUUCAAAUAGAUGACACUCACCUUUACGGAAAGUAUAAGGGUAAGCUACUGAUUGCAACAUCAGUCGAUUCAAAUGGACAUUUGUUACCUCUUGCUUUUGCUAUUGUAGACGAAGAAAGUCGUCAGACCUGGGGAUGA